GCUAAGUGUCACCAUUUCUACAGUAUUAAGUUUUUGUUUUUCUUUAUAUCACUAUUAUUAUUCUUUUCUGAAAGUCCUGAAAAGCUUUUGCAGUAUAUAUUUCAUUAAGACUUGACAUUCCACUAAGCACGAUCAAAAUUUUACUUAGUAAGAAGUGGAUUUUGCCUGGUGGCCUUUAGAAACCACAACAACUUGGAAUUAAAAGAUGGCGACGCCAGUUACAAAACAACAUAUUCUAAAUUGUCAAUUCUCAAAUUGGUAUUCACUGUUUCGUGCUUUAACGCCAAGAGCAAGAGUAAUUAAGCCGAUUCCCACAUCUAUACUUAAAUACCUUAAUGAAGACGGUAUUUAUUUGAAGGAUGUCCCAAAUACAAUUGAAGACAUUACAGAUCGAGAAAAUGAGGAUGGAAGGGAGGACGGAGAAGUAGAAGGAGAAGAAGAAGACACCCAAGUUUCUUCUUAUUACCCUGAAAAAUCGACAAUACAACUCAUAGAACGGAUUAUUUCUGAUCUCGAUGGAGCCGUUGUACCAAAGCUGAAUUGGUCAAGUCCCAAAGAUGCUUUAUGGAUUAUGCCUACAGGUACUAUGAAAUGCACCUCUGCUGAAGAUGUCCUUUUAAUACUAAAGUCAUCCGACUUUGUAACUCAUGACCUUGAUUACGCCUUUGAUGAUUGUAUCAACGAAGGUAACCAGGAAGCUAGUGCAACAAACCAAAGCUUUCCUCCCGGUUUUAGUCAUGAAUUAAUUCUGAAAGAAUGGUUUCCUAUUCAUCCUUCAACAGAAUUUCGCUGCUUUGUGAAAGGAAAGAAACUUGUUGCCGUUUGUCAGCGCGACGAUAAUUAUUAUGAUUUUUUAGAACACGAGAUGAAGAAGAUUUUGCCAAUCUUACAGGAUUUAACAUUUAAGCUCUCAGAGUUUCCAGACGCUAAUUUUGUUUUUGACGCUUAUGUCCAGAAAAAUCGUGCUUGGCUGAUUGACAUUAAUCCAUUUUUUGCUAGAACAGAUGGUUUGCUCUUUUCAUGGGAAGAAAUAUUUACGAUGGAUCAUAAAGAAAAUAGCCCAGAAGUUAGAUUAAUACCUAAAGGCGCCAUGCCUUCUUCUGGAGGUGCCAACUUUUAUACCAAUCGUGUUCCAUUUGACCUGGUUGCUGCCAGUCAAGGAGAAAACUUGUUAGAAUUUGCGGAAAAGAUGCAAAGCUUAACUUCAGAGAGUACCAAAGAUGAGGCAUAAGCAAAAACUUCGGGCAUAUAUUAAAAGAAGGGAUUCGGUUUGGUUAUGGUUAAUAGCAUUACAGUUGUCUAUAAUUUUUUCUUGUAAUAUAGAUGUUCAAUUAUUUUUCUUUUUAUUUGCGU
Schizosaccharomyces octosporus yFS286 is the source of this 1353-nucleotide messenger RNA. Its product is annotated as D123 family protein. The transcript is spliced from 2 exons. The record is from RefSeq and is a predicted model, not a curated record. Gene Ontology annotation, cellular component: cytoplasm. Lineage: Eukaryota; Fungi; Ascomycota; Schizosaccharomycetes; Schizosaccharomycetales; Schizosaccharomycetaceae. The coding region runs from base 206 to 1231 and encodes 341 amino acids.